Messenger RNA from Saxophila tyrrhenica, 807 nucleotides. RefSeq lists its product as uncharacterized. Lineage: Eukaryota; Fungi; Ascomycota; Dothideomycetes; Mycosphaerellales; Extremaceae. The coding region runs from base 1 to 807 and encodes 268 amino acids. The record is from RefSeq and is a predicted model, not a curated record. The transcript has 2 exons.
AUGGGGGUGGUGAAGAAGCGGCAGCCUCGCUCGGCGAAAAAGCAGCAUCACGACGAAGACACAAUCGUCGUAACGCCCAAGAUCAAGUCGAAGAAACAUCCAAUACCACCGAGGACCGGCAUCGAGAAGCGCAGGAGCUUGGUCUCGAAAGCGCCCCAACUUGCCAACCACAUCCUCAUGAUCUUUGUCGGUCAAUCUGCGGAACUUGUCACCGUUCACUCCAACUUACUCCCUGAUGCCACCCAAGCCCAUAUCAACCAAGUCUGCGCAGGUCUGCCAACAUAUCAGCUACCCGGCGAAGACCCAGAGAUCUUUCACAUCUACCGCUCGUGGCUCUACGACAAGAAGCUCUACACCAUCGCAGACGGAGACAGGGAGCUCGAGCGUGCAGGUCGUAUGUCAGUCCACAAAGACGGCGAAUGGACGCGAAUCGCUCAUUGUUACCUCCUCGGUGUGACUUUGAAGGACGAGCGAUUCGCCAACGCAGCUUUGUCGGGGAUGGUUGAGAAGACAAUCGCAGCAGACAGAUAUCCGACCGGCAUCGCGAGUGACGUCUACGCGCAUACCUCGUCCGGUGACAAGUUACGCAAGCUCAUUGUAGACUUCCAUGUCUGGAAGGGACUUGGUGGCUGGAUCAAAGCGCCCCACGAUGACUCCAAUGGCCCGGUGGAGUUCAUUCGUGACGUCGUCACAAGUAUGGCAGAUGCAGGCGGUCACAUCUAUCGCGAAGACUGCGAGGCGCCGUGGGCUCAAGAUCUAUGUGGUGUCUAUCAUUUGCACGAGGCUUCGGAGAAGUGCAAAGCCUGA